AAAUCGGCACCACUGAGUGACCGAAAUCCAGGCCUCGGCUGACUGAAUAUUGUGUCUGUCUUGUCGUGAGGUUCGGUUUGCUUCGGUGAAGGCGAAAGCUCUGGUUCUCUAGGACCUACUUCCCCUGCUGCCGCUGACAGGCGGUGCUUCGGUCGCUCCCAAACAUGGCCUCCAUGACGGAGCGGCCGCUCCAACUUUGAUUUUCAGACGUUUUAACGCGCAGAAAUUCUGUUUUUAUCAGCAGCGACCCACGGGCAUGCUUCCACGGAGCGCAUGGCGCCGGCAAACCCACGAAACUGAGGUUUUCUGUGGGAGAAGCUCGCGGUUCUGACUGGUCGGAAAGCUGCAGACGAAGAAGAAAACCGCGUCAGAACAAAUGCCAUCAGAGGCUCACCCCCAAGAGCCUCGGGACAGAGGACCACCUUCCCUCAUCACACGGGCCGGACGCAAUGCUCAGCUAGCCAAAGCUGCACACAACAGUCCUGCCCAGGAUAAGCGGCCCCGCGGACGACCACGGAAAGACGGAAGCAAUGGUCGGCCUGCCCCUCCUCCGGCUCCCCCACCUCCCCCACCCCGCAGCUCAAGAAAAAAGGGAAGGAGUCGAGGCCAGGCACAGGUUGAAAAUGAAGAGAGCAUGGACGCCGCAGAGAAGGAGGAGCCUCAGAAGACAGAACUGAAGGAAGUCAGGGCAGCAGGACGAAGGCGGUCCACUUCAAGGAGAAAACCCGACACAAACCCUGACCUAGACCUGGACCCUGACCCUGACCCUGACCCUGACCCUGAACCUGAACCCAGCCAGGAACGGCUCAGUCCACCACCAGAACCUGAGCCUGGGACAGUCUCAAAGUCCAGUCCAGAGCCGCCUUCUACUGCUGAGAAGGAUCUAACCAGUCCUCCUCCCACUGUUCUACUCCCACCUCCCAGUCCUGAGGAGCACCCUAAUGUCUGCUCCGUGCUCCCACCUCCAGACCUUAAUUUGUCCCCCAGACUGGAUCCCAGUCCGGUUGAAGAAGAGCGGCCCAGCCUGAUACGCAGCCCUGCUGAGCGGAGUCCUGCCCCCAGCCUCCGCUGCAGUCCUCCUGUGUCCCCCUGCCUGAGGCUGGACGAUGAGGACGAGGACUCACUGUCCCCAAUGUACCAGCGGUCUCUGUCAGAGGACUCUGGUGGCUCACCCACCCCCAUUCUUGGACACGCCAAAAAGCGGCGGAAGCAGUGUGCCUUCUGUUACCGUGGUGACGAGCCUCUUCUAGGCCUGGGCCGCCUGGUAGUGUUUGGCCCGACCCCCGGUUACAUUCCACUCCACAUUCUCAACCGUCGCACCUCCUCUGACCGGGACAGCGACUGUCACGAACACUGCUUCCAUGACAGCCAGGCUCCGCCCACGUGCAGCAGUCCGGAGCAGUGUGACGAGUCUUCCUCAGAGUUCAUGAAGCAGCUCGGACCUAUUGGCCUUCCACACGACAUUGACGUCCAAUCACUAUUCGACGCCACAGGUCAGUGCUGUGCUCACCUGCAGUGUGCCACCUGGUCAGAGGGGGUUCGCAGAGGGGAGGGCCAAUCUCUGCUGUUCGUGGACAAAGCCAUAGACUCAGGAAGCAUUCAGGUGUGCGCGUUCUGCCGGCAUCUCGGUGCAUCGCUGCGUUGCCAGGAAACGGGCUGUACGCGGAGCUACCACAUGCCAUGUGCAGCUGCUGCAGGAGCAUGCCAAGACUGGAACCAGAGACGCAUACUGUGCACGCAGCACGCACGCACGGGCUCUUCACAAUGUAGGUUAUGUGCGGGCAGCGGAGACUCCGGCGGCCUUUUGAUGUGUUCUUGCUGUGGUAGCUGUUAUCAUGGCAGCUGCCUGGACCCCCCCGUAACUCCCUCACCUCUGAGUCGGGUUGGCUGGCAGUGUCCUCAGUGCCGUGUGUGUCGCAGCUGCAGUCUGCAAGGUGACAGUGGCGUGCUAUUGUGUGCGCGCUGUGAUAAAGCUUACCACGCUCACUGUCUCACGCCCCCGCUGGAUGAUGCGCCGCACGCUGCUUGGACCUGCAAGAACUGCAGAACCUGCCGCCGCUGUGGCGUCUCAUCGUCAGGCCGGUGGGCCAAUAACCCAUUCCUGUGUGAAUCAUGUGACCUGGCCCUGCCCUGCCCUCUCUGUGACCGAACUCCUGAUUCCCACACACCACAGGACUAUCUCACCUGUUCCUGCUGCUACAGGUGUGUCCAUGUUGAGUGUUCGGUCCAGGCUGGGGAGGGCAGGGCGGGGUCAGAGGGUUACAUCUGCUUUAGCUGCAAGCCCCAGGAGAGCGAGGAGCCAAUAUCACAAAGCCAUAGCCCAGCCCCGCCCACUGACGUUUUACAGCCCCGACCUCCCAGUAAUCCAGAUGUUCAUUCUGCUGACAGUCCUGUCCAGCUCCUCUGUUCAGAGGUGGCUCAGAGUCCUGCCAGUGGUGUCUGUGUGCCAUCACCGCAGCAUCUUACUCCCCCUCCGCCUGCAACGGAACCCAGUGCUGCAGUGUCUCUUUCAGAUGCUCAACCCAGUCCUUCACAAACUCACACGGAUUCCCCAAACAGUCAACUACUGCAUGCUAAAGAGAUCUAUCAGAGUCCUGCAGAAUCGCCUGCAGACAUCCAGCAGGAAGUGCAUCGAAGUCAGACACCAUCUUCCCCAAACCUCCAAAAAGAUCUUGCACUUUGUCUCGAAGAAAUUGGUCAAAGUCCAGCACUGUCUUCUGAAGAGAUCCAUCAGCAGUCAGCCACUGAUCUACAACAGAAUUCUCUGUUGUCUUCUGAAGACAUUCAGCCAAACCCUGUAAAAUCUUUAUUAGACUUCAGUCACAUUUUACCACCAUCUCCAUCAGACCUCCAGAUUCCUUCACCACCUCCUAAAGAGGUCUUUCAUGGUCUAACCUCUGAGAUCCAUCAAAAUCUUAUAUCAUCAUCUGAUGAGAUCGAUCCGAGUUCUUCAACACCAUCAGAAAAUAUCCAGAAAGUUUCUCUCGAAUCUUUAGAAGAGAUUCAGCAAAGUCCUGGAGCAUCCUCCAUGGACAUCCAGCAGAGCAAUGAAGAUUCUUCUGCGGAAAUCCAUCAGAAUCAGGCACCACCUUCUCUAAAAGUCCAGAAAGAUCUUGCUCCUUUAAACCAAAAAGGGAUUCAGCAAAGUCCCACAGGACCUUCAGAAAGUCUCCCCACAAGUCCUACAGCAUCUUUAGAGGAGAUUCAGCAAAACCCCAAAUCACCUUUAGAAAAGGCCUGUCAGAGUCCUGGAGCACAUUUACAGGAGAUGGCGCAAAGUCCUACAGCACCUUCAGAAAAGAUCACUGCAAGUCCAGCAGCAUCUUUAGAAGAGAUUCAGGAAAGCCCCAAAUCAUUUACAGAGAAGACCCAUCAGAGUCCUGGAGCACAUUUUGAGGAGAUGGUCCAAAGUCCUACUGGACCUUUGGAAAAGAUUGCUGCUAGUCCAGCAGCAUCUUUAGAAGAGAUUCAGGAAAGCCCUAAAUCAUUUACAGAAGAGAUCCAUCAGAGUCCGACGGCUCCUUUUGAGGAGAUGGUGCUAAGUCCUACUGGACCUUCGGAAAAGGCCUCCUCAAACCCUGUAGUAUCUGUAGAAGAGAUUCAGGAAAGCCCCAAAUCAUUUCUAGAAAAGAUCCAUCAGAGUCCUGGAGCACAUUUACAGGAGAUGGUGCAAAGUCCUACAGCACCUUCAGAAAAGGCCUCAUCAAGCCCUGCAGUGUCUGUAGAAGAGAUUCAGGAAAGCCCCAAAUCAUUUACAGAGAAGAUCCAUCAGAGUCCUGUUGCUCAUUUUGAGGAGAUGGUCCAAAGUCCUACUGGACCUUCAGAAGAGAUCACUGCAAGUACAGCAGCAUCCUUGAAAGAGAUUCAAGAAAGCCCCAAAUCACCCACAGAAGAGAGUCCUGCAGCACCUUUAGAUGAGAUGGUGCUAAGUCCUGCAUCACCUGCUGAAAAGGUUCUCACAACUCUUGAGCCUUGUUUGGCUGAGGUUCUUCCAAUUCUUGGUCCACCUUGUGAAGACAUCUGUCAGUCUGAUGGAAAACUUUCUCCUGAUCUCCAACAAGAACCUCCACUACCAGGUGACAACCCUCAAGAUCCUCAAACAUCUCCUGCAUCAAUGCCAUUGCCUGCAGAGUUUCAUGAAAGUCCUGCACAAACUCCCAAAAUAGACAAUCACAGUCCUGCUCCAUGUCCAGAAGAAGAUCUAGGUCCUUCAACAGUUUCUCCAUCUUCUCUAAUAGACAGCUCUCAGAGUCCUGGAUCGUUGAACACAAAGCUUCAACAAAGUUCUGCAUCAACUCUUGAAGAUGGUGCUCAGAGUCCUUCACCAAUUACUGAAGUGAUAACUCAUGAUCCUGAAAGAUUAGUUUCCAAGCUACAGGAAAACUACCCCCAGUCUCCUUCAGAACCACAGCAAUGUUCUGCACUAUCUUCUGAAAAAGCCUGUGGUGCUCCGGAGCCACAACCCGGGGUUAACCAGGACAGGGAUGACUCUUCAGACCAAAAGUCUGCUCCUUCUUCUCAAGAAUUUCUUCCAAAUCCUGAGCAGUCUCCCACGGAUCUCAAUAAAAGUCCAAAUAUUGGAUCUGAAGAAAAUCAACCUAGUCCUGUUUCAUCUCCCAAAGAGAUUGCUCAUGGUUCUGUAAUUUCAGCAGCUGAAGCAGCAGAGGUCCGUGAUGGUCCUUCAGAGAACGCUGAUCCCAUUGACUUUGAUGAGACACCCUCCUCCUCUCACACCCAUCAGGAAGAACCCCUACCCUAUCAUUCAGGCUCAUCUCCUUCUCCUGCUGAAAUUCAGCAAAGUCAAACUUGCCAGACUUCUUCUGUACAUGCCCAGCAGAACCCUUCUGAUCUCGGUCCCACCAUGGCACUGAAGCCUCGAGAAGAUCAGAGUCCUGUGCAGGAAACAUCCAUGUCCUUACUUGAACAGAGUCCAGCUCAGUCUGGGCUGGUUUGUACUAGAGAGGUUUCUGAGCCUGAGCACAGUCCUCCACCAUCCAGUGCUGGUCAGGAGGAUGAGACCCAACUCAGCAAAUCAUUUAGUCCUCUGAACGCCACCCCUUCACAGCAGGACUACAGUCCACAGCCAGGACAACUCAGUCCAGCACAAGGGGGCACCUCACCUCAAUGCUCCAAGCAGGAAGCAGAACCCAACCUGGACCAGAAAAACCCUGUGGAAGCCCCACAUAUAUCUGCACUGAACCAGGAUCACCCUCCAGAUUACUGCAGGCCAAGUUCUGCUCCUUGUAGCCCCUGUGCGUUCCCCCCGAUGCCAAGACCCCUCAGUCUGUCACAGCCUGCGAGCCCUGCACAGCUCCAGGCUCCAGCUGCCUCAGACCUGGGCUUGAACCAACACCAUACACUGGAAGUAAACCCUGGCUCCUUCAGCUCCACCUCUGCCUUGCCCAUUGGUCCUUGUGUCGAGACUAGCCCCCUCAUCCCUCCUGUCCAAACACCAGAAAGCCUUGAACACAUCAGCACUUCACAGGAACACAGUAGCCUAAAUUUCCUCCCUUCUGGGGAGGAAACCAAGGGGAGUCACUCCCCAUUGAACUCUGUUGAUCACAGUCCGUGUGGCGGUCCCUCCCCGUGUGCAGAUGCUAUUGAACCUGCAAGUGUCAGUCUCUCCCAGCUGACGCCUGCUGAAAGCUCUGUUACCUGCCAAUCCCAGAGCCCCCCCGAUGUUAUUUCUGUAGCUUCUGAGAUUUGUCUCCCAGUACAACCAACCAGCCCCAUGGCACCCACUGAGACCUGCUCAGUAGAACCGGAACCGGCUUGGGAUCCAGAGCAUGAGAAGCUACAGCAGGCUGAAUCUGAUCCCAGAAGCCCAGAGAAUCCGGCCCACUCAGAAACCCCCUCUUUUCCCCCCAGAGAUGUUUGUUCUCUUGCAGAGAUGGACUCACCACCAGCCUCCUCCAGUUCUCCACACUGUGCCCUGAUUGUCCCCCAGGACCAGGAUGACCAGUAUAGUUCCUGCCCUGCAGCUGCCACUCAAAGUCCUCCGAGGUCUCCUGCUAAUCGAGUUAGUCUCAUUCCCUCAGACCUUGCUCAGAAAGACAGCAGUCCUGAACAGACAGCUCCCACCUCCAUUAGCCUGCCUCAGGCUGCAGAAUCUGAAAGCCCAUCAAGCAGCCCCCACCAUCUGGAACAUGGGGCUACAACCAGUACCAGCCUUACUAAAGCACCUCUUAGCCCCUCCUCAGUUUUACCUUUGGACCAUUUGGCCAGCUCAGCAAGACCCAUUAAUCCCAGUGCCGCUCAGCUGGACCCAGAAUGUGUUCCACAAAUUAGUCAGACACCUGUUGACACCCCUUCAGAUCCAGAUGCUCCCAAAUCAGAAUCUGUCGUUUCUCAACUAGGACCAGCUCUGUCAGACAACUCCUCUCAAGUCGCUGCACAACACGCUAGCCCAGUCCAGACUGGUCCUGCUCAGGAUAACACUGUGAUGCCUUGCACUACCUUCAGCAGUGAAGCUUCUGCUACUCCUCCAAGCCCCACCCACAAUGAGGUGAGCCCUCCUCAGGUGGCUUCCCCAUUGCCCCCACAAGCUCAAUACAGCCCUUCACACCGAAGUCCAAUUGCAAGUCCUGCUUGUGACCUAGUAGCUUCAGAAACGCAGGGUCCAGAUCCCUGUCCUGAAAACUCUGAGGUUAUUCCUGGUCUACAUGCUGUUUUUCCUGAGGCUGAAACCUGCCCUGAUCUGGUUCUUACUAAUGCUGCACAGUUAAAGUCUGGUCCUGCAAGCCUCCAGUCAGCAGCUGCAAAUGACAAUGUGGAGAAAAAGCCGACAUCUUCUAAGGAGGACUUCCAUUACCCAGCUCAGGAGAGUCCAGAAGAAGACCAGGGGGGAGAAGAAGCAGAGGAGGUGCAGAGUCUUCUCAGAACUGUUCAAGCUCGUUCUCCUUCAGAGAUCCCUAAGGACCAACCAACUGAUGCUCCUCUCUCCUGUUCGCCAACUCCUUUUUCACCACCUGUUGCAUGCUCCUCCCCUCCACCACAGUCCCCUCUUUCGUCUCCCCCUCCAGGCAAGGAUGAGGCCUUGCCCCCCCUAAUGAUCCGGAUUCCCUGUGCGGAAAACUCUACCAAGGUAGAGGAGAGCACGCCUGUCAGCCAAUCAAUAAGCCCAAUAGACUUUGUUUCUACAAUGACAGAACCCACCAAAGAUGAGGACCGAUCACGUGCUAAACCUUCACAGAAAGAGGAGGAGCUUCAAGCAGAUGGCUGCCUGGGUUGGGAGGAACCGCCAAUGAAUGAAAAGCUGGAGGUCAAAGAGGCAAAAACCCACCAAUCAGAUGUUGAGGAAGAAGUGAAGCCGAUUAGCCCUGUUUUGGACCUCGGGUCUUCUUUAGACAUGGAGGUGAUGGAGCUGAUGACUUCCUCUCCUCCGCCCUCCCUCCUGCACCCUUCCUCUCCUAACUCUCCUGCCCCUUCCUGCAGGGGGAAAGGUCGGAUACUGAGGCCUCCCCCUUGCUCCUCCAGGCCCUCAGAUGAUCUCUCCAUACGACUUAGACAGUCUCCAUUCUCCACUGAGGCCUCCCCAGAAACCUCCCCAGCCCGAACCCCUGUCACCCCGCCUCCACUCACCCCACCCUCGCCUCCUCUGAUGUGCAGAGAUUCUCCUCCACUGUUUGAAUCUCAGGCCCCUCCCACAGUGCUCCCCUUCACCCCAAAGAUCGGCAUGGGGAAACCAGCCAUCUCCAAGCGGAAGUUCUCCUCUGGAAGAGCUCGGGUCAAGCAGGGUUUGUGGUGGAGCAGUCGCAGGACACUGAGCCCCCCCUCGUCCUCUCAGGACUCCAUGGGGGAGGCAGGGUGGGAGAGCUCCAAGCUGGACUCUCCUCUCUGGAGCUCAACAGUGGGUCGUGGUUCAGGCUUUCCUGGCAGAAGGAGGUCUAGAGGAGGAGGUGUUGGAGGAGGAAGAGGAGGGAGAGGAAGAAGCCGACUGAGGACCAUGGACGGUUUAGCUGUGACAACAGCAACUGGCUUUGUGGAGCCUUUCCAAACCAAAGAGGAGGAGGAGAAUUCCAUGCACAACACAGUGGUGAUGUUCUCCACCUCAGAUCACUUCACCCUCAAACAGGACAUGUGUGUGGUGUGUGGGAGCUUUGGUCAGGGAGCUGAGGGCCGCCUGCUGGCCUGUUCUCAGUGUGGACAGUGUUACCAUCCUUACUGCGUCAACAUCAAGAUUACUCGGGUGAUCCUGACCAAAGGAUGGCGCUGUCUGGAGUGUACCGUGUGCGAGGCUUGUGGUGACGCCAGCGACCCCGGCCGUCUACUGCUCUGUGACGACUGUGACAUCAGCUACCACACCUAUUGCCUGGACCCGCCCCUCCACACUGUCCCAAAGGGAGCGUGGAAGUGCAAGUGGUGUGUGUGGUGCGUUCAGUGUGGCUCCACCUCCCCUGGUGUGCAUUCUGACUGGCAGAGGAACUACAGCCUGUGUGGGCCGUGCUGCAGCCUGAGCCGCUGCCCUGCAUGCCAGCAGGCCUAUGCCGAGGAUGACCUCAUCCUGCAGUGCCAGCAGUGCGACAGGUGGGUCCAUGCCACAUGUCAGGGUCUGUGCACGGAGGACGAGGUUGAGGUGGCCGCCGACGAGGGCUUUGACUGCUCGCUGUGCAAAGCACACGAGCGUGGCACCUAUGGAAGGGCAGAAGCUCUGGGUCCUCACGUGCCUCACAUCAUGUCCAAAAUCAGAGAACCGGACACUAAGAUCUACACUCAGGAUGGCGUGUGCCUCACUGAGUCAGGGCUCUCUCAGCUGCAGUCUCUAGUUGAACCUCUAAGCUCUCCACGUAGAUAUCGCAGCAGGUGUAAGCCCAAACUGAAGCUGAGGAUCACCAACCAGAACAGCGUGUUUGUCCUGCAGACUCCAGUGCAUGGAGACCUGUCCCUGGAGCAGGAACACGGCAGAGGCGAGUUGGAUUGUGACAUGAAAUCAGACUCCAGCCCUGAGCGGGACCGCGUUCUUGAUGAUGAUCUCACCAAGGAUUCAGAGGUCUGUGACAACAGCAAAAAGAGGAAGAGGAAGCCCUACAGGCCUGGGAUCGGGGGCUUCAUGGUGCGUCAGCGGGGGGGUAAGGCCGGUCCGAGCAGAAUGAAACUGUGUAGAAAAGAUUCCAUGGAGGGUGAAGGAAUGUUGGAUGCUGAAGUUUCCAUGGAAACAGCUCCCUGUGCUGGUCCCGUGAUGGACAAAGUGAAAAGGAGGUAUCGGAAGAAGAAGGGGAAGCUGGAGGAAGCGUUUCCAUCUUACCUCCAGGAGGCCUUCUUUGGGCGGGACCUUCUGGACCGCAGUCGACAGUUGGAGAAAGCAGUGGGGGGAGAAGUGCAAGGAAGCCUCCAGACAGGAGUAGCGACGGAUCACAUAAAAGUCCCUGUUAACGGGUCACAGGGCCUCCACACUGGACUCUCUGCCAGCGCCAUGGCAACUAACAGGAAGCAGGGAACACUGCCCAUUUCUGAGGAAGCUCUUGUGGAUCUGUCAGACGUCCUCAACACGGACCCUCACAUCCUGGCCACGGGACACGCAGGUCAGUUCCAGGUGGAGCGCUCCCCAUCUCCGUUUGCCGGCCUUGACAUCAACUCCAUGAGCGACAACCCCUCCCUGACCUCUGACCCUGCUGGAGGUUGUAGCCGUGGUCUGAAGGUUGCGCAGGACGAGCCUCUGGAUGCUAUCUUGAGUCCUGAACUUGACAAGAUGGUGUCAGAUGGCGCUAUUCUCGGCCGGCUCUACAAGAUCCCAGAGCUGGAGGGGAAGGACGUGGAGGAGGUCUUCACGGCUGUUCUGAGUCCAGGAAGCAGGAGCAGCCAACCGGAUCCCAACCAGCACGCACAUGCUUCUGCAGUCACCAAACUGCACACACAGGCUGCAGCGUUUCCUCGUCUGCCUCUCAUGAAUGGACUCAUGGAAUCUGCUCCUCGAUUUCCCAUGAUCCCCGGUGGCCCUCAGGGAGAAGCUGGCUUCAGGAUGGCUCACCCAGAAGGCCCUGGCUCCACUCCUGUGCAGGGCACCGCCCCAGCGUCAGCUUCAGCCAGUCAGGCAGCAGAAUGUGAACAGGACGGGCUGUCCACAGCUCAGAGGGGCAUGUUGAAGUGGGAGAAAGAAGAAAGUCUGGGAGAGCUGGCAACCGUUGCCCCGGUGCUCUACUGCAAUACCAACUUCCCCCAUCUGAAGGAGCAGUACCCAGACUGGCCCACCAGAGUAAAGCAGAUUGCUAAACUGUGGAGGAAGGCCAGCUCUCAGGACAGAGCGCCCUUCGUGCAAAAAGCUCGGGACAACCGUGCUGCACAGCGCAUCAACAAGGUGCAGCUGUCGAACGACCCGAUGAAACACCUUCAGCCCUCGCAGCAGCAGCAACAGACGCAGCCGCCACCACCGGGAGCCUUUGACCCCGUUUCCAUGGAGCUGGAGAUGAGCUUCAAGGACCCACUAAGGCCCAGAGAGUCAGAGCAAGAACAGGAGUGGAAGAUGAGACAGCAAAUGCGUCAGAAGAGCAAACAGCUGGCAAAGAUGGAGGCGACACAGAAACUGGAGCAGGUGAAGAACGAGCAGCGACAGCAGCAGCAGCUCCUCAGCAGCCAGCGGCGCCCCGACUGUCUGUCGCCAGAGUCUUGCAGCUUAUUGGACCACACCCAUCAAUCUGGUUCUGGAGACAGCACCUCCCCCCUUCAUUUACCACCAGGAGGCAGGCAGCACCCCAACCUUCAGGGGGGGUCUGCUCCAGCAGAUGAUGUCUUCCUCCGUCCACAAGCCCCCGCUCCAUCAGGGCUGUCCUCGCUCCCUCAUUCACCACAUGCCUCCUCUCCUCUUCAUCAGCCCCCUUCCUCCCCUCAAAUGUUCUCUCCGCCAUCUUCACGCCCCUCUUCGCCUUGGGAUCCCUAUAGUAAAGUACCAGGGACCCCUCGCCCCCAAACAGCUCCAACCCCUCAGCUCCAGCAACGGGGAAAUUCCCUCACCUCCUCCCCAUCACAUGAUGCCAUGAACUCUCCUAUCCCGUCCCCUGACUCCAAAGAUGCCCCCCGGGUCCCUGGCCCUCAGACAGGUCUGCAGCAGAGCAGGUCCGGUAUGUUAAGCCCCUCCUCUGGGAUCAGAACUUUGGACACCCACCAGAGGACGAACACACGUGGGGAUGUCUUCAAAGCCCCCAUGCCCCCCCAGCUGCAGCUUCAGCAGGAGGUGUUGGGCAGCACAGCAGGAGGAAGGAGGGACCCUUCCCGACCUGCAGAUCUGGGUUACUCUCUUGCACAGCCCCAGCAGGACCUCUCCUUCCCCUCCAGCCCCCUCUCAGGACUGGGCUCCCCCCACCGUAGCCCAUAUUCUCAGGCACCUGGAACCCCCCGCCCGGACUGUAGCGAUCCCUUCUCCCAACAGUCUCCUCUGAGCUCCCGGCCCUCGCCAGAUCCCUACAGCAACCCCCAGACCCCUGGGACACCGCGUUCUCACUCUGACCCCUCCUACCUCACCACCCCCCCUGCACUAAGACUGGACCACUAUAAUCAGCAGCCAGCCACCCAACGCCCGUCUCCCUCACACCCACCUCUAGAACCCUACGCCUCCAACCCUGGGACUCCCCGCCCUUCAGACCGCAUUCCCCGUUCUCCAGUAAACCAGCGCAGUUCUGACCCCUACUGCCAGCCCGUGGGGACGCCACGGCCCCCCACUGAACCGUACACACAGCAGCCCUCCACACCUUGCUCCCAUAAGAGCCAGGAGUCCUUCAGCCAGACUGCAGGGGAGAGUUUUCUUCCCCAGCAUGGAGCCUGUGGUACUUCCCCCCUGACUCUUGGACUGUCUACAGAGCCAGGGGCCUUCACACCGACCCCCCACCAGCGUUCUCCUGGAAAACAGCCGGACUCCUUUCCAAGGACCCCAAAGCACCUGGGCAACCCCGAUGAGGCCAGCCUAAACCCCGGUCAGGACCCCUUUGAGCAGGGUCACAUGACUAGAGGCUCCUCCCAGACUGAGUCAAAAACAGCCAAUAUGAUGUCAGCUGCUCCUUCUUUAGAUGGACCAAUGAGUGUGCUUGCAGACUCGGAGGAGAAGCUCAGACAGCGUCAGCGGCUCCGGCAACUUCUCUUGUGGCAGCAGCAGCAGAAGAACGCCCUGCGACAGGAGAAAGCUCUGCAGGAACCCCCUGCUCCUCAUAGUUGGAGUCAGGACAACUCCUCCAGCGCUCCUACAGCAGCCGGGUUUGGCCGUCCUCCACCCCCCUACCCUGGCACGGUGAGGCCAUGUGGGCCUCCUACCCCCAGAUUCCCCACACGUUUUCCAGUGGAGCAGCAGAGCGGGUUCACCUCAAUGGAGGAUACAUUCCCAAGGCAGAGCAUGCCCAGAGAGCUGGCUGUUAGACCACCAGAUGUGAGAUUUGGAGCUUUAACAGGUGUCCAGGAGUCUCUACUGCAUCACCCCCAGGGUCAGGCAGAAGGGCAUCCUGUCCAGAUGAGGAGGCCCGCGGACUUCAGCAAUAUUCACCCAAUGAUGGGCACCAACAUGAUGCCAGGUCUUCCCCAGCCUUUCAUCCCUCGCCCCCACCCAGUCCAACAGCACAACAUGCCCUACAUAGAACUACGACACCGCGCUCCAGAGAGCCGCCUGAGGCUGCCCUUUCCCCUUUCUGCCACUCCAGACCUCAAGGGCCCACUCCUUAACCCUAGAGACCCCCACACUGCCAUGGUCCGAGCUGGUCACGGUCCACUCCGGUUGGGGGACACCAUGCUUGGCCAGCAAAUGGUGAUGAGCGGAGGAAUAGAACAGCUGAGCCAGCAGCACAUGGCUCACUCUGUGGCUCUUGGUCAGAGUGGAGAGACGACGAUGCCUGGUCCUGAUGGGAUCGAGCACCUGGAUGGGGAGGACUCUGCUGUAAAGGACUUGGAGGAUGUGGAAGUGAAAGAUCUGGUUGACCUGAACCUAAACCUGGACCCUGAAGAUGGUAAAGAGGACCUGGACCUUGGGCCAAAUGACCUACACCUGGAUGACUUCCUUCUGUCUGGGAAGUUUGACCUGAUUGCGUAUGCUAUGGACAUGGUUAAUGAGGAGCUGGACCUUGGAGAGCCAGUGGAGGAGAAGGAGGGGCGAGAAAAGAGAGACGGCAGCGGCAGCUCCAAGAGAACUGAGAGCCACGCCCACUUGCCGGAGAAGGUGAAGCAGGAAGGGGAGGGGGCUAUGAAGACAGAAAGUGGCAGCGUCCUCUCAGCAGCUCAGCUUCCUACAAAACAUCUGCGGGGUCCUGCUCCCCCUGGAGGAGAAGGAGUAGAGACUGGACUUCCUGGGGUUGUCAAUAAGGACAAGCUGGAACACUCUGGUAGAGUUGCAGGUUCAGGCCUCCAGCCCCUAGAUCCGCCUCCACCCACAGGCAUGGCCAGGGCCCCCCUCCCUGCAGGUCAUCCACCUGUUUUUCAGCAGCAGAGACCCUUUACACCCUCCCCCCACCCGCAUACUAAUCUGGGUGGCACCUCUGGACCUGCCCACCCAGUGCCUGUUCAGCCUCACGUCUUACUGACUCCACAGAGCCAGCCAGCGUCCUCCACCCAGGCCCAAACGCAGUCACAGAACCAGAACAAAGCCAGGCCUCUGCUCCUGGAGGAGCAACCGCUUCUCCUGCAGGACCUGCUGGACCAGGAGCGCCAGGAGCAACAGCAGCAAAAGCAGAUGCAGGCCCUGAUCAGACAGAAGCCUGCCUCUGAGCCUGUGCUGCCCAACACGGCAGACUUUGACUCCAUACCAGACCCCAUCAUGAAGGCUAAGAUGCUGGCUCUGCAGGGCAUCAACAAGGUGAUGAGUCAGGGGAGCCUGGGCCUCAACCCUAUGGUCAUCAACAGGUUCCAGCAGGCUCCAGUGGCCCCUGGCCCUGAGGGGCCUCUUCAACCUCCUCAGGUGGUGCCACAGGAUGGAAAGCUAAACCCUCAACUGGUGCGACGUAACCCCCCCAGUUCUGGCUCGGGCUUCGUCAACGAGUCUCAGCGCCGUAAAUAUGAGGAGUGGCUCGGGGAGACCCAGCAGCUCCUGCAGAUGCAACAGCGCCUCCUGGAGGACCAGAUCUCCACCCACCGCAAAGCCAAGAAGGCUCUGUCUGCAAAGCAGAGGACCGCUAAAAAGGCAGGACGAGCCUUUGCUGAAGAGGACGCAGCACAGCUGCGCUACAUCAGCGAGCAGCAAGGGGUGGUGCAGAAGCAGCUGGAGCAGAUCCGGAAGCAGCAGAAGGACCACACAGAACUGAUUGAAGACUACAAGAACAAGCAGCAGAGACCGCUGCCGCUCCCUGAAACCCCUCAGAAAACACUCCCCCAGCCUUUAGCACCAAUACCACCUCACCAAGGAGGCCCCACACAGUCCCGCCUUCCCAAUGCCUCGCCCGGAUGGAAUCCAGGGGCGGGGCCUCCGAGACCAGUGGGACAGAGGAUGCCGCUUCAUCUGCCCCCUCAGAUGACACCAAGGCUGCCUAAUAACCCACAGACAGCCUCAACCAUGGUCCCUCCUCUUACACCUCCCACAGCAGCUUUCACUGCAGGGCCUCGAGGUCCUGCUGGAGGGCUCGGUGGAACCUCUGGGGAUGGAACUGCACCCACACCUCAGGUAAAGUUUGACGACAACAACCCUUUCAGCGAGGGUUUCCAGGAGCGAGAAAGGAGGGAGCGCCUGAGAGAGCAGCAGGAGCGACAGAGGGUCCAGCUGAUGCAGGAGGUGGAGCGGCACCGGGCUUUGCAGAAGAAGCUGGAGCAGCAGGACUUGGAGCCUUCUGGAUCUGUGGCUAAAGGAGUAUCCUCCACCCCUGGUGGGGACGGUCUAACCCACCUCACCUUCCUCAGCUCUGAGCCUGGACUGGACCUGCUGCAGUCCUCGUCUUCAUCGUCCAGAACAACACUGCAGCAUCAGGGGCAGGCAGGUCGACCGUUUCCCCCGCAGACGGGCCUCCAGCAGGGCUUCACAGGGGAGCGCCUUCAUCCUGGACCUCACCCGGCUGCAGACCUGAUUUCUGGACAGACCUCAGAGGGAGGCAGGGAUGUGGCUUCAUCCCUCCAGAACAGACAGAGGCUGACGGCCCUCCCUGGAGCCACAGCCCAGAGCCAGCGCCUCACUGCAGCCACACCAAUGACCCCCUCUCAACCCCAGUGCCACCACUUUGAACAUGACUCGUCCUCUUCCUCCCCCUUGAACCCCCCACCUUCAUCCUUCCCAUGUGCUGCUGGAAGCCCCGCCUCCCUGCUGCAGAUGUACUCUGACAUCACCACUGAAGACAAACCAACGAAAAGGAGCAGGAAGAAGGAGGGAGAAGAUACAGCAGGAGGGGCCAAAACACCUUUGUCACCACACUCUGACAUCACUGCCCCACCCACACCUGCUGUCUCCGACACCUCUUCCUCCACGCCCACUCACCAGGCGGAGACUCAGUUCCCUCAAGGCUUCCCUGGUCUGGCUCCAUCCUAUGAGCUGGAGCGGCAGCUCUCAGCGAGCAGCGUGGCCCAGAAGAGAGCUCCUGUUACUGGCAUGGAUAUGCAGAGAGGCGGCCUGUCUGCUGCUCUCCUGGAGGUCAAGCAGGAGGAGUGCAUGGAGAUGAGGACGUGUGGAGGAGGAGUGGUGAAGAUGGAGGAAGGCGGCGGAGAUGGAUUCUCUUCCUCUCUUCAGGGAGGAGACCGUGGAAAGGAGCUGCUCAGACACCUGCUCAAGGAGAAGGCAUCGCCUGCCAGCACACCUUCACCUACCAGACAUGCUCCACCCCCUGCCUGCCGCCAGCUGUCCAAUGACAGCCUGCGCUCUGAAGAGGAGGAGGGACCAGGCUCCUUGGUGCUGAGGGACAGUUCUGGUGCAGAGCUUCUGAAGAAGAACCAGCGCUGCAGGAGACCAGCCCGACCCGACAAAGACAGAGCCCCCACCAAGAACAAGAGAAGAAAGAAAGAAGAGGAGGAGAAAAGUCUGCACUCGUCUUCUGACCCUCUUGUGACACACCUCAGACAGCUGUCGAUGCUGCCCCUUAUGGAGCCAGUCCUGAGGGUGGAUCUGAGUCUGUUCCCCCCAUAUGGCAGCUCCUCGCUGGGCAAAGACUCCAGGCUGACCGGCUCCUUUGGAAACGCCUGCCUGGACGGAGUCACUGACUUUUACUCCCAGCUCAUAUACAAGCAGAAUAACUUGAGUAAUCCCCCCACGCCUCCAGCCUCUCUGCCCCCCACCCCUCCACCCGUGGUCAGACAGAAAAUGGUGAACGGUUUUGCCAGCACAGACGAGCUAUCCAGGAAAGACGUGAGCGAGCAAGAAGUUAAAGGACCUCUGAAGCAGAAAGGGGACGGGCUUCAGGCUAUAAACCCCCCCUCCAAGACUGUAGAUGUCCCAGCCUCCCUCCCGACCCCGCCGCAUAACAACCAGGAGGAGCUCCGGGUCCAGGACUCCUCUGAACGCAACAGUCCGGAGGGUUUUGUGCCAUCGUCAUCUCCGGAGAGUGUGGUGGACAUGGAGGUGAGCAGGUAUCCUGACCUGUCUUUCAUCAAGCUGGAGCCUCCCUCACCCUGUCCGUCACCUACCUUACCCAUCACGCCGUGUGCUGGGGGCAAAGGCUCCGCAGUGAAGCAGGAGGUUAAAACGGAACCAAACCAUCAAACUCCACUUCCCUGCUCUAACACAGACCUUGUCGCCAUAGCGAUAACUCUCAACCCUGUUGCAGCUCAGAACGUUCAGGGUGUGAUGGCGGCGGUGGCGGAACUACUGCGGGUCCCCGUGCCCGCCAACUUUCAGCUGAGCCGGGCUGCCGGCCCCGAGCAGAGCUCUCUGGCCUUACUAGCCAGAGUGCGUGUGCCGCUCCCACAGGCGGCUGUGGGCUGCAGAGCACAGAGACCUGCAGCAGGAAGUCGACCUCAGUGUUGCAUUCACUGCAAGGCGGUGCUGGGAAACAGACUUCAUGUGGUCCAGGAGUUCAAGCAGGACGGCCUGUCCAAGCCUGGAUCCAGUUUGAUGUUCUGCAGUCCAAACUGUUCUGCCUUAUACUCCAACCUGCAGUCUCGUCCCACAGGCAGCAAGCCUGAGGUGCCCGAGCUGCUGUCUGGGACUGAUCACAACCCUUCCAGUAGAGCACAGCACCAGUACACCAACAACAUGUCAUCGAUCGCUGUCCACUCCCUUCCCCACAGCUUUUCUUUUCCCCCCUCCUCCUCCCCUCCUCCUUCUUUCCCUCCUGCGUCUGCCAUCACUAUGGAAACGCAGCCUCGCACAGAUAGCCUCAAGGUGAAGGUGAAGUUGAAGCCCCACCCUCGGGCGCUUCCACCUGGUGAGGACUCGCCGACAUGUCGACAUGGAAAAAAGAUGAAAACUUGCCGGUGGAGGCGCUGGAGCGUUAGCAUCACCUUCAGCAGGGGUCCUUGUGCUCCCAAUGAGGAGGUUGCCAUGCCGACAGAGGAGGAAGUGGAUGUGCUGCUGCAGAAACUGGGCACAUGUCUGCGCCCUGAUUCUUUACCCAAAGACCAGCGGCGCUGCUGCUUCUGUCACCAGCAGGGGGAUGGACAGACAGACGGCCCAGCCAGACUCCUCAACCUGGACCUGGACCUGUGGGCGCACUUGAAUUGCGCUCUGUGGUCCAGCGAGGUGUACGAGACUCAAGCCGGCGCCCUCAUCAACGUGGAGCUGGCCCUCAGGCGCGGCCUGACACUACGCUGCGCUUUCUGCCACCAAACUGGGGCCACCAGCGGCUGCAACCGCCUCCGCUGCACCAAUACCUACCACUUCACCUGUGCCCUGCAGGCCCACUGCACCUUCUUUAAGGACAAGACCAUGCUGUGCCCACUUCACAAGCCCAGGAUGGUUCCUCUCGGUGGAGACAGGUCAUCCAGCUGCUCCCCCUCCUCCACACCAGGGGUCAUCUCUGACCCCAUGGUGCUCUCUGACCCUUACGACUCGGAGCUGCGCUGCUUCUCCGUGUUUCGCCGUGUGUUUGUGCAGCGGGAUGAGGCACGGCAGAUCGCCGCUAUUGUACAGCGUGGCGAGCGCCAGCACACCUUUCGCGUCGGCAGCCUGCUGUUCCGCACUGUCGGCAGGCUCCUCCCACAUCAAAUAAGCACCUUCCACAAUGAGACCGCCAUCUUCCCUGUGGGUUACCAUGCCAACCGCCUCUACUGGAGCAUGCGCCACAGCAACAGACGCUGCAAGUACAUGUGUCACAUUGAGGAGGUCGGGGGUCAGCCGCUCUUCAAAGUCAAGGUGGUGGAGAAGGGCUACGAAGACCUGGUUCUGACUGGACCUUCACCAAAAGCUGUGUGGGACCAGAUUCUGGAACCUGUGGCUCAGAUGAGGAGCUCCAGUGGGACCCUGAAGCUGUUCCCAGCAUACCUGAAGGGAGAGGAUCUGUUUGGUCUGACCACGUCUGCAGUGAGCAGGAUCAUUGAGUCUCUCCCCGGCGUGGAGGCCUGCGAGCGCUACACCUUCCGGUACGGCAGGAACCCGUUAAUGGAGUGGCCUCUGGCCUUCAAUCCAUCAGGCUCGGCUCGUUCUGAGCCCAAGCCUUGUCAGGCCAAAAGGCCCUACUUGCUGACCAGCGUUGCUCCCAGGUGUCAGGGCUCUGUGGGCGCCAUUGUGGGCGCCGUCCCUGGAGUCAUCUCUCUUUCGCCAGGGGAGUCGGUGGCUGCCGCCCAUCAAGGCCGCCACUCCAAGGCAGCUCAGUACCGGCGCAUGAAGGCCGAGUGGAAGAGCAACGUGUACCUGGCCCGCUCUCGCAUCCAGGGUCUAGGGCUGUACGCCGCCAGAGACAUCGAGAAAUGCACAAUGGUCAUCGAGUACAUCGGCGCCAUCAUCAGGAGUGAGGUGGCAAACCGUAAAGAGAGACUUUAUGAGUCUCAGAACCGAGGCGUCUACAUGUUCCGGAUCGACAAUGACUACGUAAUCGACGCCACCAUCACUGGUGGACCCGCCAGGUACAUCAACCACUCGUGCGCUCCCAACUGCAUCACAGAGGUGGUGAAUGUGGAGAAGGAGAACAAGAUCAUCAUCAGCUCCUGCAGGCGCAUCCAGAGAGGAGAGGAGCUUUCCUACGACUACAAGUUUGAUCUGGAGGACGACCAGCACAAGAUCCCAUGUCACUGUGGAGCAGUGAACUGCCGCAAGUGGAUGAACUGAACACACACAAUCACACACACAAUCGCACACACAGGCAGCUCUCUCAGCUCUCUCCUUGGUGGGCGGAGCUUUUCUCUGAUUAUCAAUCAAUAAUAAUACUAUAGCUGGUCUGUUUGAUCAGAGAUGUUAAUAAUAUUAAUCAUGGUGGGUUCAGUGACAGAUGAGGGAUGGAUUAUAUGUAUUGUGGGUGGGGCAUGGACAAAAGGGGCGGUGCUCAAGAAGAGGCUGGUCCUCUGUGUAAAUGGUGUAAAUGUGAGUCUGAACUCUGAAACAGAAUGUCGUCCUUUAACUUGCACUAAAACAAAACGACAAACACAAACAUACUUGAUUCCACAAGUCGCUCCUCCUCCUCUUCCUCCUCCUCUUCCGUGCGUUUAAUUUCCUGUAAAAUAAGAGAUUUUGUCUUUUGUAUUUAUUACUGAAUGAAGCUAUUUUCUAAUCCUGAGGUGUGUUUAAGGCCCAGAGUGGCAGCAUGUAAAUAUCUGUACUAUAAAGUUUAGACUUCACUCUGCUAAAAGCCACGCCUUCAUCCUCACCUCAACCCAGGUUGCGCUGUGAUUGGACAGUUGUGACCACGCCCCUCAUCUGCCUUUGAUGGUUUUUUUCUGUGUUGGGGCUGCAGGCGGCGCAGAGGCCUCCUGCCAUGUACAUACGAGGGUUUAACGUGUACAGACACAAUAUGAAGCCUUGUUUUUGUUUUUUAAUUAAUGGAUGUAAACAAAGUGAUGUUUUUCUUUUGUUUUGGGGAAAUAUGGUGAAUCUGAUUUAGAAUCAUUUACAGAAAAUAAAAUAUUUUACAUCUGAA
Molecule: messenger RNA, 19886 nt
Organism: Oryzias latipes (Japanese medaka)
Lineage: Eukaryota; Metazoa; Chordata; Actinopteri; Beloniformes; Adrianichthyidae
Product: histone-lysine N-methyltransferase 2C
Biological process (GO): positive regulation of transcription by RNA polymerase II
Cellular component (GO): nucleus; MLL3/4 complex
Molecular function (GO): histone H3K4 methyltransferase activity; transcription coactivator activity; protein binding
Source: RefSeq, a predicted model, not a curated record